UUGAAGUCCACUCGAUUUAGCUAGUCUAACGGUACUUUAACUCGACUAAACAGUUGAAAUCCACUCGCCGAGCUAGUUCCGAGCUCUUUAGUGAAGAUGUCCAAUUUUCUCAUGUCUCAUUCGUAAACAACAGAGUACCCCGAGUCUUUGCUUUCUGUUUAUUCUCUAUCGGGUAUUCCUUUGUGGCCUUCAUAUUCGUUUCGUUUGGACGUUUUUCAUUUUUGUUUCCAACGCUCGCAACGAACAACCAAACCAACGCGAUUGAAGCAGAGACAACAAUCAACCUGAACACCAAUAAGACAAAAGGAGGGAUAAAACCAAUAAAACAACCAGGAAAUUGGGGAAAUUAAAUUGGACACAUUGUUGGACAGGAUUAUUUAAAAAACAAGAUUAUUUCUUUCAUUUCUUCAGGUCCCUGUUGUCAUGACUUCAAGUGAAAGUAGUGAAAGUGGCCUUUUUUAAAGUUUUUCGUUCGUUUCUGAGUGGCCCAACAAGACCACAAACCAAGUUGGCUAUCAGAGCGGUCCACCACAACAAAUAUACUAUGCAAUGUCUCAAGAAAGAUGCAUCAGCAUCUGAAAUUAGAAAAGAAAACGUCAACAGCUCGGUGCAGGCUGCCAGUGGAAGUUUUCCAGAGAAGCUUAAGAUGGAGGCAUGCAAAUUAACAAGCGAGAAUGAUGCUAAUGACAAAACAGAGAAACCUUCAUGCUCGACUCAAACUGUUGCCAGUGAUAUUUUGAGAGUGCCAUCUCCUCCUCCAGAAAUGCGAGCGAAAUAUCGCGACCUUUUGAUGGCCUGUUAUGAACAGGCAGUCUUUUUCAAAGACGAUCUAACUGAGAAAGGACAACGUCUGCAUGCUGCCAAUAUGGCGUGGCAGGAUUUUAUUAUUAUGGCGGAUAACCUAGUGAGGCAAGUGCAGUCCUUUGCCAGCACCUAUGACUUUGAUGAAAAUACUCCCGGCAAUGGUUACCGCAGUUUUAUUUCGGUCGUCGAUUCCUGCAUCGAAUACGGCCUGGGCAUUUGUAAAAACUUGUCUGUUGCCAGGUCAACCAUGUUCUUCCGCAAAAAGACAUAUGUUAAGGAAGUCGAAGCAUGUUCACAGUUGCUGUCGUCCUUGUGUACCUGUCUCAAAUACCUACUUAUUUUGCACGAGUGGUCAAAAGAUAGCGCCGAUCUCUUUGCAUAUGGCCAUCAUUCGGCAGAGGAGCUGUUCGAAAUGGGUGACACUAUAAAUCAGUAUUGCUUUUAUGGAAGAUGUAUGGGCUUCCAAUAUGGCGAUUCGAUACGGGGCGUCCUGCGGUUUAUAUCAAUAAGUAUGGCAGGUUUUUCGGAAACAUUUUAUGCUCAAGAUGUAGAUGGCCCUCUUCUGAAGACGACACGCAGCGUGUGGACAAGUGGCAAAUAUUUGUUGAAUCCUGAAUUGAGAUCGAGAAGAAUAGUGAAUCUCUCUCAAAACGCUAAAAUAGAUUUUUGCAAGUCUUUUUGGUUUUUAGCGGAGUCGGAGUUAAUGCAUAAAAUACCCAGUAUUGUUGGUAGUUCAAUUAAGGUCAAUCAAGUUAUAGAAAUUCCAGCAGAAACCUUGCAGCUGCCAAAGACAAAACGUACGGAAAGAACUAAUGACGAUAUAGAUAACGAUAUUCUGGACAUUCCUGUGCCGUCCAGCCAUUUAGGUCCGGGACUUGUUAUACAAUCGCGUUUACUCAGCGCCCGACGUCGUGAGGGAAUGAUGGGGUUGGGUACAACGCGUGGUUGGCGAAAGUUACCAGCUCGUAGUCCAUCCAUUAUUUUCCAUUGUCACGGUGGUGGAUUCGUAGCACAAUCCUCUAAAUCUCAUGAAUUGUAUUUGCGAGAUUGGGCAGUUGCACUUGAUUGCCCCAUUUUUUCAAUUGACUAUAGUUUGGCACCUGAAGCACCGUUUCCACGGGCCAUUGAGGAAGUGUUUUAUGCCUAUUGUUGGAUGUUGAAAAAUUCUAGUUAUCUUGGCACUACCGCUGAACGCGUUGUUUUAGCUGGGGAUUCAGCCGGUGCCAACUUAUGCAUAGCUCUUGCAUUGAAGUGCAUCCAACAGGGUGUCCGUAAGCCUGAUGGUAUAUUUUUGGCGUACUGUCCAACGCUUAUUAAUUUCGUACCCAGCCCUGCUCGGCUGUUAUGCCUUAUGGACCCGUUAUUACCGUUUGGAUUUAUGAUGAGAUGCCUUAGGGCCUACGCAGCCCCAAGUCCAGAAAUCUUAACAGAAAACUCGAAAAGUGAAGAAUUUAUAAAAGAAAUACGUAAGGCAUCGAAUGAUGAACCGCACUAUAAGCUGAGUCUUGAUAAACCAAACAGUAAAACUAUAUCUGAAGGUACUUCUUCGCAAAAGACAUCUGAUAACCAUAAAUGGGAAGAGAUCAAGAAGGACAAAAUAGAUGUCACAACUCAAUGUGGUAUUGAAGUAGCGCAGGAGGAGAGUGAAGAUAGUUCGGAAAAUACAUUCGCCAGUGCCUCAUAUCUAAGUCAAACUGUCGAGCGAACUGAUUUGCCGUCUACUGGAGAUAAUGAUAAUAGUUCCUGUGUAUCAUUUGAAGACGAUUCAGUACCCAUAGAACACCAUCCAGUAACAACGAAUAAAAAUUCUGAAUCUCAGCAAUACAUAGAUCAUUUCCUUGAUACAUAUAUCGUUGAUACGACAACCGAAGAGGCUAAGGAGGAUGAUGGAUCAAAAAAAUUGCAUGGAAUGCCGGCCAAAACCCUGUCUGAAGAAAAUCUAUUGAUUGACAUUAGUAAAGAUAUGCUGACUUUGGAUAUUCAGGCGAAGUUAAACAAUGCCGUCAACAGCAUCUCAAGCACAAUUGACCGUUACACACAGUCGUAUGAAAUAAAACGCGACGGUAUCUCACAAAAACCCUUGGAGGACUUGAGGAAUAUGGAUGCAUUAAUUGCUCGCUCUCCUAGUGCCGAGUUUGCCUUUCAGAUUCCCAAAGAUCCAUUUUUGUCUCCUUACUACGCACCCGAUGAAUGGCUGGAACAGAUGCCAGCAACUAAAAUUCUCACCUUAGAAAUGGAUCCCUGCCUCGAUGACUGUGUAAUGUUCGCCAAAAAGUUAAAGAAAUUGAAUAGACCCGUCACAUUGGAUAUCUUAAAAGGUUUACCCCAUGGGUUUUUAAAUUUCACUAUGCUCUCUAAUGAAGCCAUGGAAGGUUCAAAAAUAUGUAUUGGACUUUUAAAGCAAUUAAUAAAUGAGGAAGAAAAUGAAAAUGAAGAUAGUACUACAAACGAUCAAACUACUUCAACGGUCAACGCGCCCUUAGAAAGCGCAGAGCAACGCGCCCCUAGUUCCGAUAAUAGUUUAAAAAACUAGCAAAUAUCUACCGUUUUAGCUCCGAAACAUGAAACAACGAAAAUCAUUAUUGUAUUUAUUUAACUUAGAAAAUAGAAGUAUGUUCACUCCUGUGUUUAAAACACAAAAUUACAUAAUGCACUUUCGACACACCCUUUAAAUAAUUUUGAAUUAAAUACCCAUUUUAUAUUUCAUAUUUUCCUUGUUCGUUGUCAUCGAUAUUUAACAUACUGUCAGACAGCAUAAUAAUAUUAAAAAUCAGUAAUGCAAUUCAACCUUUUAUUGCUAAACAUAUGUAUAUCAGUAUUGUUUUUUUCGGUAUAUUUUUAUCAUUUUUGUUUUGUAAUUUUUUUAAAUAAACUCGAUUAUAUGUAAACUAAA
Messenger RNA from Musca domestica (house fly), 3697 nucleotides. RefSeq names its product hormone-sensitive lipase. NCBI's taxonomy places the organism in Eukaryota, Metazoa, Arthropoda, Insecta, Diptera, Muscidae. Gene Ontology annotation, cellular component: cytosol. Bases 545 to 3337 code for a protein of 930 amino acids. Gene Ontology annotation, molecular function: sterol ester esterase activity; triacylglycerol lipase activity. Gene Ontology annotation, biological process: cholesterol metabolic process; triglyceride catabolic process. The transcript has 6 exons. The record is from RefSeq and is a predicted model, not a curated record.